Messenger RNA from Ricinus communis (castor bean), 4104 nucleotides. RefSeq names its product pentatricopeptide repeat-containing protein At5g57250, mitochondrial. Gene Ontology annotation, molecular function: protein binding. The coding region runs from base 125 to 3334 and encodes 1069 amino acids. The transcript has 4 exons. NCBI's taxonomy places the organism in Eukaryota, Viridiplantae, Streptophyta, Magnoliopsida, Malpighiales, Euphorbiaceae. The record is from RefSeq and is a predicted model, not a curated record.
UUUAACGAAAGGAAACACUUGAUUCGGCCAUCGCACGUUUUCAAAUGAAGGGGCUUGCAAUUUCAAACAAAGGGGCUUGCAAUUUCAAAUAGCCGUUCUCCCCAAGGUCGGGACCCAGAAAACCAUGAUCUCCUCAACAAGUGUCACCACCAUCAAACUCUCUCGUUACUUCUCUUCUUUUUCUUCUGCUUCUUCUUCUAUUCAAAAUCUACUCAAAAGAGGAUUCACUCCUACUCUGAAAUCCAUAAAUCAAUACCUUCUCUUUCUUGUAAAAAUCCACAAAUUCACUUUAGUUCCUCACUUUUUAUCUCAACUGAACCAGAAUCAAAUCGAAGGCAAUUAUCAAACUCACUCGCUUUUCCUUUUGGCUCUUCUCAAACUUAAGAAUUUUGAAGAAGCUGAACAUUUCAUUAAGACCCAUAGGGCAAAAUCUUCAAGUUCUUCAAAAGGUCAUAAAUUUUUGGAUUCUCUGAUUCAAGCCAUUUCCACUGAUGAAAAGGAUCCGAACAAGGCAUUACUAGUACUGCACGAUUGCUUGAGGAAUUAUGGUAUGUUGCCUUCUUCGUUUACCUUUUGUUCUGUGAUACAUAGUUUUGUUUUACAGGGAAAUAUGAGUGGAGCAAUUCAAGUGUUGGAGUUGAUGAAUGAUGAAAAAAUAAAUUACCCUUUUUGUAAUUUUGUUUGUAGUUCAAUCGUUUCUGGAUUUUGUAAGAUGGGGAAGCCAGAACUUGCCAUGGGCUUUUUCGAGAAUUCUCUUAAGUUAGGAGCUUUAAAACCUAAUUUGGUUACUUAUACUGCGGUUGUUAGUUCACUUUGUAUGCUUGGUAGAGCUGAUGAGGUUUUUGAUUUAGUUUGUGAGAUGGAGGAGGAAGGAUUGGCAUUUGAUGUUGUAUUCUAUAGUUGUUGGAUUUGUGGGUAUUUUAGGAAUGGGGUUUUCAUAGAAGCAAUUCGUAAGCAUAAGGAAAUGGUGAAAAAGGGAAUAAGUUCUGAUACAAUUGGCUAUACUAUACUUAUAGAUGGGUUUUCAAAGGAAGGGAGUGUUGAAAAGUCAGUGGGGUUUCUGCACCAUAUGUUAGCAAAUGGCUCAGAACCUAAUUUGGUGACAUAUACUGCAAUCAUAUUAGGAUUCUGUAGGAAAGGGAAAAUUGAUGAGGCAUUUGCAAUAUUCAAGCUGGUUGAAAAUUUAGGAAUUAAAUUGGAUGAGUUCAUAUAUGCAAUCUUGGUUGAUGGGUUCUGUUUGAAGGGUGAUUUUGAUCGUGCUUAUCAACUGAUUGAGGAAAUGGAGAAGAAGGGAAUUACUCCAACCAUAGUCGCUUACAAUAUUUUGAUCAAUAGUUUGUGUAAGGCUGGGAGGACAUUUGACGCAGAUGAAGUGUCAAAAGCUUUACAAGGAGAUAAGAUCACUUACAGUGCAUUGUUACAUGGGUACAUCAAGGAAGAGAACAGUAUUGGAAUUUUAGAAGUUAGACAAAGAUUAGAAGAAGCCAGAAUUCAAAUGGAUAUUAUUAUGUUUAACAUAAUUCUCAAAGCACUUUUCGUGGUGGGCGCAUUUGAAGACGUGCUUGUGCUUUACAAUGGAAUGCAAGAAAUGAAUUUGGUUGCAAAUUCAAUUACUUACUGUACAAUCAUUGGUGGUUUUUGUAAAGUAGGUCGAAUUGAUGAGGCACUUGAGAUAUUUGACGAAUUUAGACAUGGAUUGGGUUCUUCAGUUGCAUGCUACAAUUGUAUGAUUAAUGGCUUGUGCAAGAACGGUAUGGUGGAUAUGGCUGCUGAGAUAUUUGUUGAACUGAUUGAGAAGGGGCUGACUUUGGAUAUAGGCAUAUGUAUGACAUUGAUAAAGGCAAUUGUUAAGGAAAAAAGUGCAGAUGGAGUUUUGGAUUUAAUCUACAGAAUCCAGAAUAUAGGAUCGGACAAAUAUGAUUCUACUGUAUGGAAUUAUGCUAUGAGUUUAUUAUCAAAGAGAAAAUUUUCCAUGGCUGCUAGUGAAGUUUACAUGGUGGCAAGGAGGAACAAGUUAGUCUUAACCAGCAAGUCUUACUAUUUGAUCAUAAAAGGGCUUAUUGGUGAUGGAAAGUUUUGGCUAACUCGGCCCAUUUUGAGUAGCUUUAUGAAAGAAUAUGGCCUUAUUGAACCCAAGGUAAGUAAAAUACUACUGCAUUACCUGUGUUUGAAGGAUGUGAAAAGUGCCCUGUAUUUUUUCAACAAGAUGAAGGAGGACAAUGCAUUUGUUACUUUUCCAGUCAGUGCUUUAAAAUCACUUACAAAAAAUGGUAGAGUUUUGGAUGCAUAUCAACUUGUAGUGGGAGCUAAAGAUGAUCUACCGUGUAUGGACGUAGUUGUUUUUUCUAUUAUGGUUGAUGGCCUCUGCAAGGGAGGGCAUCCAAUUAAAGCCUUAAAUCUCUGUGCUUUGGCUGAGAAGAAGGGGAUUACCCUUAACCUAAUAACUUACAAUUCAGUUAUAAGUGGAUUGUGCAACCAGGGAUGUCUUAUGGAAGCAUUUCGGCUAUUUGAUUCAUUUGAAAAACUCAAGUUAAUUCCCUCAGAAAUCACUUAUUCAACACUGAUUGACAAUUUAUGCAAGGAAGGGUAUCUUCUGGAUGCCAAACAAUUAUUUGAGAGCAUGGUCCUGAAAGGCUUUAAAUGGAAUAUACGUAUUUAUAACUCAUUCAUUAAUGGAUAUUGCAAAUUUGGUCAAUUUGAAGAGGCCUUGAAGAUUCUAAAAAUUAUUGAAACAGAGUGUCUUGAUCUUGAUGAAUUUAGCGUAAGUUAUCUGAUUAAUGGUUAUUGUCUAAAGGGGGACAUGGAGGGGGCCCUAAGGUUUUUUUUGGAGUAUAAGCAGAAAGGUAUUUCUCCUGAUUUCUUGGGUUUCUUGUACUUGAUUAGAGGUCUUUGUGGCAAAGGGAGGAUGGAAGAGGCCAGGAACAUCUUAAGAGAAAUGCUUCAAUCACAGUCCGUGAUGGAGCUGCUGAACAAAGUCAAUACUGAGGUUGAAACAGAAUCUAUAGAAAGUUUUCUUCUCUUCUUAUGUGAGAAAGGAAGUAUCAAAGAAGCAGUUGCUGUACUUAAUGAAAUUGGAUCCUUGUUUUUUCCAGUACAGAAGUGGUCUAGUCCUAGUGAAUCACAAUCCCUUCAGAGCGCUAAUUUGAGCUUGGCUUCUUGUGAUGCUACAGAAGUAGAUGAAGUUGUUGAGACAUCUGAUGAUUUAGGGGAAAGUAAAUUUAACUGCUUUGCCUCCUACUAUUCUGUAAUUGCUUCACUUUGCUCAAAAGGGGAGUUAGGGGAGGCCAAUAGAUUUGCAAAGGAGAAACUUGCUAGUUGGGAAGGAAUUAGUUAACAGAAUGACAGUGCUGUUGGCUCGUACCCAACUUGGAGCUUCCUAUUUCUUAUCUGUAGGAAGAGAACCCAACAUCGUCCAUUUGCGAGUAUGUUAUAACUCACAUCGACACCUUGUUUCUUUGGUCUUUGUGCAGGAGCUUUCACAAAGAUGACAAGUGAAGUUUAUUUGACCCAAGGAUAAGUUAAAGAAGUCAUUGAUCUUCAUAAGAAAAAGAUACUGAAGCUCUCCCCGCUAAAUGGCAAGGUUCCCAUCCUUCCAGUUGUGCCAAAAGAAAAUGAGUUUGAUUCCCACCAAGUUGGUGACUGAAGACUGGACUAGUUGAAACAAGUAAAGUCCCUUCGUGCCUGCAUCAAAAAAUUCAGUGGAGGGGAGGUCUGAACUUUGCAAGGCCGCUCAUCUUCAGUCCAGGACUGAUAGGCAGAACUACAGAGGGUUUGCUUCAUGGCACAGCAAGGCAGAGCCUUUAACUGCAUUGCAGUUUAUUUAUUUAUUCAGUUCAACCAGUAAUGAAUAAGGAUUCCGACUUACUGCAACAACAAUAUGGUUCUUCAGGAUUCCAGUGUAUCUUUUGCAGAUCAAAGUGACAUGUUUUCGUGUUGCAUCAAACUCCCUGCUGUGAGUUGUACAAAUGUGAGCCGGAAAGUUAGCUAAUAUAACCAUAAGAUUUUGUUGCCGCAGUUACUUCAUGCUGAAUUGAUUUGAUUUAAAAAAAUCGGGAAUGAUUCCCUUGGUUAAAUUUCAGGAAUAAAGUCCAAUUUAGCCACUAA